Messenger RNA from Naegleria fowleri, 1104 nucleotides. RefSeq lists its product as uncharacterized. The transcript has a single exon. NCBI's taxonomy places the organism in Eukaryota, Heterolobosea, Eutetramitea, Acrasida, Naegleriidae. The record is from RefSeq and is a predicted model, not a curated record. The coding region runs from base 1 to 1104 and encodes 367 amino acids.
AUGAAUCAUACUUCAGCACACUCCAUCACAGCCGCGUCUACACAGCCGAUAACCAUUCCAAAACCAACAACUUUAUCGUCCUCAUCGCUCCUCACAGAGAAUUCUCUUCUCAGAGAAGAUCAUCAUUCUGAUUCCUCUUCAUCAUUCUCUUCUUCACUUUCCAAUAAUAAUAAUACCAAUUUCAAACCUCACUCCAUGAUGAUCCCUUCCGCACUUCCUUCUAAUCUCAUCCGACAUCAUCAUACUCCGAAUCCUCUCCUCAUGUCCUCUCAAGUCAUGAAAACGGUUCAAGAUGCCGUCAAGGAUGAAAAGAUCAAAAAGCUUCAAAGUGAAUUGUUAGAAAAACAAUCCAUGAUCAGUCAAUUGGAGUCUCGUGUCGAACAAUUGGAAGAAACUCUCUCAACACAGCAAGUGCAACAUGAGAAUGAAUUGGAAUGUCUAAAAUUGAAAUUUUUGAAAGAGAAUGAAGAAAAGGAACAAACUCUUAAAUUUUCUCACGAACAAGCAUUACUGCAAUUGAAUUUAGAACGAAAGGCAGAAUUUGAAAAGAGUCAACAGCAAUUGAUUGAACAGGAAUUUGUGUUGAAGGAAGUUCAGAAUUUGUUGUCCUUGUCGGACUCGAAAGACAUCGUUCGAACACUUUCAAAAUUUGUGAAAAAGUACAAGAAGGAAAGGGAAGCGAAUAAGGCACUUGAGGAUCGAGGAAAACAAUUACUGACAAGCCUGAAUGAUGUGGCACAGAAAUUUAAGGAAUAUCGAGAAAAAUCAGAAAAGGAGUUCGAAAAGAAGAAUCGUGAGAUUGAAGGCCAACAAAAAGAAAUUUUCACCUUGCGAAUGGAAUUGGCAGUCGUUCAACGUCAAUUGGAGUACAAUAGGACUCAUAUUGGAGGUCUUGAUACCGACACGGACACAGAUGCCACCUCAUCGUUUGCACCAAGCUCACCAACGUCAAGUAUUACGUCGAGUCCAACGAAAUCACCAAUCAAAGCUUCCACACCAAAGAAAUUCCUUAUGGCAAACAAAAAGACACCUACGUUGCAAUCGCUCUCUCCAGGAGGUGCCUUGAGAGAUAUUACAAAUGUUGUGAUCAAUCAUCAACACUAG